AUGAAUAAACAAUCUCCAACACAGUUAAAACCACCAGAGUGUUUUCAGUGUAAAAGCAAUGCAGAAUACUACUGCAGGACAUGUAAACAAGAUUUGUGUGUUCUCUGUAAGGAAGAACAUGUGAUAGACUUUGACACCAAACUCCACGAUGUAGUGAUUGACCGCUUAAAGUAUGGAGAUAUUAUUAUAUUAGAGACAUGUAAGAGGCACCAGAACAUGAUCUCUUCAAUGUGGUGUCUUGUGUGUCAGCUUCCUUUAUGUUCUUACUGUGCAGAACACUCAGGACAUUAUGUACAAGACAUAAAGUUGGUGUAUAAAAAACAGCAUGAACAACAUCAGGAAAUAAUUUUUCAUGUAAAAAGUGAGAUUAUGCUGUAUGCUCAUAGUAUCCAGUCAGGCAUCAAUUCUGAUUUCAAACCCUGUCAAACAGAAAUCCUCAAACUCCAGGAAAAUAUGGUUAUUAAAGCUGAAAGGCUUAAGGAUCAGAUAGAUGUCGUUUUAGAAGACAUCAAGAAACUGAAACGUUACUUAAACUCCAAACAGAAACAACAAAGGAGACACAUUAGUUCCAUUCAAAAACGUGUACACAGAUCUGAACAGUUAGCAACCAGAGCGAUACAAUUUCUUUUAUUUUCCAAGAAUAACAGUUUUUACAAAAUAAAUAAUAAAACUCCCAGUGCAUCAAUAGUUCAAGCUCACUCUCUGAUCAAGGAAAUCAACAAAGAUAAUGUUUUCAAUUGUCUGGUAGGAAUCUCUAUAACAGAGCCUGGAAAAAGACAAGUAAGAACUGAACAUUUAUUUAAAGUGAUGUCUCCACCAGUGUUAAAGAAAACUUUUAGGGUGAAGCCUACAGGGGUUCGACAAAAUGUCAGUCGUCAUAUCUCUUGUGUGACACCAAACGUUGCCUGGGUCAGCGGUUGGAAUAAUUUAAACUUGACAGAUACAAUGGGUGACAAUUUACAUUAUCUUGAGGAUUUAUGUCAUAACGAGGGUGUACACACCGUGACAAGAGAAGGCAAUCUAGUAUACAUAGAUAGGGAUUAUAAUAUCAAGAAACUCUCAUUGAACAAUGAAGCAAAGUCUACAUUGAUGAGAAAAGCAAAACCUUGGAAACCAUUAUGUCUCUACUGCUCUCCCUUAAAUGGAGAUUUACUUAUUGGAAUGAAGAGACAGGAUGCUUUAACAGCCAAGGUAGGGCGAUACAAUAUUGAAGGACAAGAACUACAACACAACCCAGGUCAGGGACUGUAUAAUUAUCCCCGAUAUAUCACAGAAAACCAAAAUGGAGAUGUGAUUAUUACUAACUCUGUCCUUAGUGACUUAGGUGUUAUAGUGGUGACCGAUUUUUUAGGAACACAUCGCUUCUCCUAUACCGGAAGUCCGAAAGGAUCAAAAUUUGAUCCAAUUGGAAUUUGUACAGAUGCUCUGUCACACAUUCUAGUUUGUGAUGCUUACACCAAGACCGUACAGAUGAUAGACAAGGACGGUCAGUUCCUGACAGUACUGCUGACAGAAGAACAGGGAGUGGAAUAUCCAUUCAGCUUGAGCUAUGAUCACAGAUCUCAUCUUCUCUGGGUCGGAUCGUCACAGAACAUUAUGAUCUGUAUAUACAGACAUAUACAGAGGCAUGAACACCUUACAGGAAAUCAUUAG
Molecule: messenger RNA, 1653 nt
Organism: Saccostrea echinata
Lineage: Eukaryota; Metazoa; Mollusca; Bivalvia; Ostreida; Ostreidae
Exons: 1
Coding region: 1-1653 (550 amino acids)
Molecular function (GO): zinc ion binding
Source: RefSeq, a predicted model, not a curated record